AUGAAGGCGUGCGCGAAGGCGGCGGGGGAGAGGCUGCCGCUGGUCUGUGCUCCGUCAACCAGGCGGCCUCUCGCUCGGAGCUUUGUUAAGGUAAGCAGAUUACCCUCUCAAUAUGAGACGAAGUCUCAAGUAUCCUGCUCAGUUAGGGUGUCAGAAAGCACAGCACACAGAAUAGAUGCCACAGCAGAAAACAUUUUCCCAGCAAUAAAAGAUCAUGUCUUGAAAGCAACUGAUGCAAUCAACAGAGGAGAAGUGAUUGCGGUGCCCACUGAUACCAUAUACGGGUUUGCGUGUGAUGCCUGCUCUGCGGGAGCAGUUAAUCGUAUUUAUGAGAUCAAAGGGCGCAUACAAACACGGCCUCUGGCAAUUUGUGUUGCUGAUGUCUCAGACAUAUCACGGUUUGCUUUAGUGGACCACUUGCCACAUGGCUUGCUUGAUAGUCUACUUCCUGGGCCUGUCACUGUUGUUCUAAAACGAGGUGAAAACAGCAUAUUAGAGACAUCACUUAAUCCUGGCUUGGAUAGCAUUGGAGUUCGUGUGCCAGAUCUGGAUUUUAUACGAUCCAUUGCUCAUGGUGCUGGAAGUGCACUUGCACUUACCAGCGCCAACUUAAGCGGACAGCCUAGUAGUGUCUGUGUCAAAGAUUUUGAGGGUUUAUGGCCACAUUGUUCAUAUAUCUUUGAUGGUGGAGUACUUCCUUCUGGGCGUGCUGGUUCAACAAUUGUUGAUCUAAUAACACCAGGAUUUUACAAGAUAUUGAGAGAUGGAAGCUCAAGGAAGGAAACAGCAGCAGUGCUUGGCAAGUUCGGCUUUGUUGAAGCUUCGUGA
Miscanthus lutarioriparius is the source of this 828-nucleotide messenger RNA. The record is from the annotation of a GenBank genome assembly. NCBI's taxonomy places the organism in Eukaryota, Viridiplantae, Streptophyta, Magnoliopsida, Poales, Poaceae.